AUGUGUCAACAGCAGGCGGCGUCCCCAUUUCGUUUCCCAGAGAAAUAUAAGAGUGAAUACACAGCACAGUUCCCUUCACCAAAAGACCGUCUCCUCCACCAAAAGACUGUCUCCUCCACCAAAAGACCGUUUCCUCCACCAAUAGACCGUCUCCUCCACCAAAAGACCGUCUCCUCCACCAAAAGACCGUCUCCUCCACCAAAAGACCGUCUCCUCCACCAAAAGACCGUCUCCUCCACCAAAAGACCGUUUCCUCCACCAAAAGACCGUCUCCUCCACCAAAAGACCGUUUCCUCCACCAAAAGACCGUCUCCUCCACCAAAAGACCGUCUCCUCCACCAAAAGACCGUCUCCUCCACCAAAAGACCGUCUCCUCCACCAAAAGACCGUUUCCUCCACCAAAAGACCGUCUCCUUCACCAAAAGACCGUUUCCUCCACCCAACACUAACCCUCCACCCUCGGAGACCACGAGACCAACGCGAUCCACGGUGGAGGGUGUUUUGGUGGAGGAGGCGGUGUUUUGCCGUCGAGAGACCUCCUUAAAGAGACAUCUUGGGGUGUUUGCUCUCCCAAUGUCUCUGCUGGAAGGAAGAACGUGUUCCUCCCUCUCAAGGGACACUUGGCAGGAGGAACGGUGUAGUUACAGGGAUAUGAGAAUAUUGAGACCAUACUCCCGUAGCCAGGGCGAGUCACCACGACCCACUGGCGUCCUCAGGGCAGGUCACAAGGCAGAUAGGAUCCCUGAGGACACUAAGUAA
Penaeus indicus is the source of this 759-nucleotide messenger RNA. Its product is annotated as mucin-1-like. The transcript is spliced from 4 exons. The record is from RefSeq and is a predicted model, not a curated record. NCBI's taxonomy places the organism in Eukaryota, Metazoa, Arthropoda, Malacostraca, Decapoda, Penaeidae. The coding region runs from base 1 to 759 and encodes 252 amino acids.